GGCAUUGUGUCUGGCGGCAAAAACAGGCGACCGAAUUUCCGCAGGAAAAAUGAAGCGCACUAGAAACAUUGCUUUUGGGAACGAUGACGAUUCCGAAGACUUGGAUGAUCCAUCAACUCAUGACAGCAACCCAGGAACUUCCAGAGUUGAAAAAAGUAUGCCAGAGUCGAUGAAGAAGCUGUCAAUAAAGAUCAAGAAAGAAAAUCUUAAACUAAGCUGCCGUUGGACUGAAUGUGAAUUUAGCAUUGAAAGAAACCCAUCAGAAUUCAUUCAGCACGUUGGACAUCACAUUGCCAACCUGAAAAUUGUUUUUGAUGAUGAAUUAAAGUCAAACGUUUAUAAAUGCAGCUGGGGAAAUUGUGUGGAAGAAAUGAGAAGUGAAAUUGAGGCCAAAGUCCACCUUUAUUACCACGGAAGCCUGACAAUUUCAAUUGAAAAUGGAGCAGCUAUUCUGUCCCAAGAAGGAUUUCCUCAAUGCAAGAGACUCUCCUCAAAUAAAGACUGCAUCCCUCCUGAUCUUGAUUGCUCCGAGAAACUGAAAUGCCUUUGGAACAAGUGCCACGAAGAGUUUCUUGACUCUUAUGCCUUUUACAAUCACGUCAAGUGCCACACAGCUGGGGCCAUAAAAGGGAAAAAAGAUGCUAAUCCCUGCAGCUGGGAGUUAUGCAAAAGAGCAUUUAGAAGUCGGGCAGAAUUAGAUCGUCACAUGCGAUCUCACACCAAAGAAAAGGAGAUUUUGUGCCCUACCUGUGGCACCAGCUUCACUGCCCUGACUGCAUUAUUUAACCACUGCAUUAGGCAAAAUGAAGAAAAACCUCAUGUGUGCCCCCACUGCAAAAGAGGGUAUCCAUCACAAAGUCUCCUGCAGAAGCACAUCUUCAACCACAUGAACAAAUACAAGUGUCCUUUUUGUGAAUACCUGAGCUCCUACCCCUCAAGAAUUGCUGAACACAUUAUAUUUCGUCACUUGCCUGACAGGUGCUUCAAGUGUGAAUUCUGCACUUUCUCUGCCAAAACAAAAGCAAGUCUACGUCGACACCUGGAUAUUCAUUUUACUUAUGCUGUGAACCACUGCAAAAUUGACGAUUGUGAAUUUUCAUGUAGAUCUUCACAUGCCAUGAAAACUCACAAGGCAAAGAAACACAACAUUGGAGUUAUAAUUAAGUAUGGUUGCCAUAUUUGUGACAAGAAAUUCAAUAGGAAAAAGACUCUAAUCAAACAUGCCGAAAGUUUGCACGAACUCAAAUUAGCUGACGACACAAAAGUUGUGAUGAAAGAAGACAAUACCUACUUCCUAGACCUGCACAAAGACCCUCCUUUCCAGUGCGAAGAGGAAAGCAACCACUCUGAAAAUCCGCUCUACAUCGCCUACGACCAGGUCGACGAAGAGGGCAAUGUGACCUCAAAGGUUCUUGUGGGCGCCCAGCCCAUGUCCUACAUGCCCCAGGUGCUCACCCUGCCAAAUGAGCAGGAAGGCGCCUUCAAACCGGAGCUGGCCACUCUAAAAGCAGUGCCCAUCACCAACAACUACCCUCCCAUGUUCAUCUUCCAAAGCAGUCUGGACGCACUGCAGUCUAACAACGGGAGCGCCAACGCUUUUGAAAUCAUCACCCAAAAUCCAGCCAAUGCAGAGUAAACACAAAAGUGAUGGGGUGCAUGGAGAGGACGACAGAGGAGGCGGUCAUCAGACUAUGGGAGCAGAAGGACUUGGCCUCAAGGAAGGACUUCCUCCAGGGUGCCGGACCUGUGAUGACCAGGUGAGGAAAGGGCGGGGGCAGUUUUUGGAGGCCGAGGCGUUCGCGCUGCCACGGCUCGCGCAGGGCCUCCUUCAAAAGGGCCUCGCGACUUCCGCGGUCCCAGUCGCUCUCGGCCCUCUUCCGCAGCCAAACCAACAAACUCUGUAGUCUUUGAUGAUUUUUUCAAAAUUAUAUUAAUAUUACUUAUAUAAAAGAUUAAAAAGAGAAACCUUUGGUCCGAUGUGUAUUUGGAGUUUGUCUUCUCCAAAGCCCUUUCCCAAAUGCGAGCUGGCAUUUGUUCGACGUCUUUGUCAUUGAUUUCCUAUUAAAAAUAAAUUGUUGUAAAUUAUAAUUUUAUUGUACAUAUUUCCCCAAUGAAAUCUUUUCAUCUGGAAAACUAGAUUUCUUUCAAAUAAUUCAAAAUCGAAAACAUAAAAAUGUGAUUUUAUACAACAAA
This is a messenger RNA of Neocloeon triangulifer, 2193 nucleotides long. Its product is annotated as histone H4 transcription factor-like. Gene Ontology annotation, cellular component: nucleus. The transcript is spliced from 10 exons. Gene Ontology annotation, biological process: regulation of transcription by RNA polymerase II. Gene Ontology annotation, molecular function: RNA polymerase II transcription regulatory region sequence-specific DNA binding; DNA-binding transcription factor activity, RNA polymerase II-specific. The coding region runs from base 50 to 1636 and encodes 528 amino acids. NCBI's taxonomy places the organism in Eukaryota, Metazoa, Arthropoda, Insecta, Ephemeroptera, Baetidae. The record is from RefSeq and is a predicted model, not a curated record.